AACAGUUGUUCAUUAAUUUAGAUCAAAUAAAAAUAUUGCAUCGUUUGAAUCAAUUGAUGACAAUGUCCAGUGAUUGCCGUGAAAGUCAAUUCGUCAAUCAAUAUAUAGUCAAUAGUGAAAAAACUGUGGUUAAAGACAUACCUGUGCAGAGAUUAAUCAAAAUAGUGAAAAUAUAUAGCGUUUAUCGUAAAGAUCAUGAAAAAAGAUUUGUUGAGCGCGGAUAUGAUCGGCAAAAACGGUUACUCCUAUGGCACGGAACCAAAUGUACAAAUAUAGUCGGAAUAUUGACCAAUGGCUUCAAACUUCCCGAUAAUGACAAACUUGUGUUUGGAAAAGGCAUUUAUUUUGCCGAUAGAGCGACCAAAAGUGGUCAAUAUUGUGACCAACAGAACAAUGGCUUUCUUUUGUUAUGCGAAGUGUCCUCAGGAGUAAUGUAUGAAACAGAAUGUCCGAAACCAUACACGAGACCACCCGAUGGUUACAAUAGUAUUAAAGGUGUCGGUAAAUAUAUACCCGAACCUAAUGAUCCGGUUAUAUUUGGUGACAGUAUUGAGGUACCGAUGGGUGAGACAGUUGAAAAUGUUCACAAAAAGACAUCGCUGUCACAACAUUACGGCGAUUACAACGAAUACGUUGUGUUUAAUGUUAACAGAGUUCUCAUCAGAUUUAUUGUUCACUUCCGAUGGUUACAGUAAUGGAUCAGUUAUUUGAAAUAAUU
Molecule: messenger RNA, 718 nt
Organism: Oppia nitens
Lineage: Eukaryota; Metazoa; Arthropoda; Arachnida; Sarcoptiformes; Oppiidae
Exons: 2
Coding region: 57-695 (212 amino acids)
Molecular function (GO): NAD+ poly-ADP-ribosyltransferase activity
Source: RefSeq, a predicted model, not a curated record